AUGACCGACGACGUAACCCUCCUCGCCGCCGCAGGCUCGCGCGCGCCGCCGAGCACGUCCCAGGGCUUGAUGGUUUCAGCUCCAGCGAAGCGCGCCGCCUCCGACUCUUCUCCGGUUGUCAUCGUCCUCCUCCCCGGGCUCGGGCAGCUUCUUCCUCUUUCGGAGCGGAAGGCUAGAAUAAGGAAGCAGCUCCUGGAACCUGAGUUGUUGCCAUCUUCCUACGACACCGCGUGGGUGGCUAUGGUGCCCUUGCCGGGCUCUCCUCAAGUUCCAUGCUUCCCACAGUGUGUCGAGUGGAUCCUACAAACCCAGCAAAGCAAUGGAUCUUGGGGUCUCAUCCAAAUGGACUCCUCCAUCAACAAGGAUGUCCUCUCAUCCACAUUGGCUUGUGUGCUGGCACUUAAGAGGUGGAAUGUUGGCAGGGAGCAUAUCAAGAGAGGACUACGUUUCAUUGGAAGAAAUUUAUCCACUGCUACAGAUGAACAGAGUGUUGCUCCUAUAGGCUUCAAUAUCACAUUUUCGGGUAUGCUUAGCCUUGGGAUUGAGAUGGGAUUGGAAUUUCCCGUUGGACAAACUGAUGUUGGUAGGAUUCUUCACCUCCGGGAGGUGGAACUGAAAAGACUUAUUGGGGAUAAAUCUGAUGGGAGGAAAGCAUAUAUGGCUUAUGUUGCUGAAGGGCAAGGAAACUUGUUGGACUGGAAUCAAGUUAUGAAGUUCCAAAGGAAGAAUAGAUCGUUGUUCAACUCCCCUUCGACAACUGCUGCUGCAUUAAUCCACAAUUUUGAUGACAAAGCCCUGCAGUAUGUAAAAUUACUUGUCAGCAAAUUUGGUAGUUCAGUACCAACAGUUUAUCCAACAAAUAUAUAUCAUCAGCUUUCAAUGGUAGAUUCUCUUGAAAAAAUCGGGAUAUCUCAUUAUUUUUCUACUGAGAUAAAGAGCAUCCUGGACGUGGCAUACAGUUUCUGGUUACAGAGAGACGAGGAAAUCAUGUUAGAUGUAGCAGCAUGUGCAAUGGCAUUUCGUCUUUUGCGGAUGAAUGGAUAUGAUGUUUCCUCAGAUGAUCUGUAUCAUGUUGAUGAAACCACUUUCCAUAACUCACUUCAGGGAUAUUUAAAUGAUACAAAAUCAAUAUUGGAAUUAUACAAGGCUUCGGAGGUCAGUGUGUCAGAAAAUGAAUGCAUCUUAGAUAACAUAGGCGACUGGUCAGCCAGUUUAUUGACAGAAAAGUUGUUCUCCGACUGGGUGCAAACAACGCCACUCUUUCAAGAGGUGGAGUAUGCUCUUAAAUUUCCCUUUUAUGCCACAAUGGAACGUCUAGACCAUAAGAGGAACAUUGAACACUUUAAUAUUUAUGGUUCUCAUAUGCUAAAGACAGAACAGUUGCCAUGUUGCGUCAACCAAGAUUUUCUGGCUUUGGCUAUUCAAGAUUUCGAUUUUUCUCAAUCUAUUUACCAGUAUGAACUCCUGCAUCUUGAAAGUUGGGCGAAAGAAAACCGGCUGGACCAGCCACAGUUUGCACGUCAGAAGCUGUCAUAUUGUUAUCUCGCUGCUGCUGCUACCAUAUUCCCUCCUGAACUGUCUGAUGCUCGCAUGUCAUGGUCAAAAAAUGGAGUGCUCACAACUGUUGUUGAUGAUUUCUUCGAUGUUGGAGGAUCACAAGAAGAACAUGAAAACCUCAUAGCAUUAGUUGAGAAGUGGGAUGAGCACUCCAAAGAUGAGUUCUACUCUGAGCAAGUGAAAAUAUUGUUUUGUGCUAUCUAUACGACAGUGAAUCAACUUGCAGCAGUGGCUUCUGCAGUACAAAGCCGUGAUGUGCAAAAGCACCUGAUAGAAUUAUGGCUUCAGCUGUUGAGGUCUAUGAUGUCUGAGGCAGAAUGGCGGAUGAGGCAAUAUGUGCCAACAAUUGAGCAAUACAUGUCAAAUGCAGUUGUUUCAUUCACACUGGGGCCCACUGUGCUCACAUCAUUGUAUUUUAUCGGGGAAAAGAUCUCGGACUGCGUAGUCAAUGAUCAAGAAUACAAAGAGUUAUUUAGGCUAAUGAGCACUUGUGGUCGUCUUCUCAAUGAUAUCCAAGGCCUUGAGAGGGAGAGCAUGGAGGGAAACCUGGAUUAUGUCUCACUACUUGUUCACCACAGUGGUGGUUCUAUGUCAAUUGAAACGGCUAAAGAAACGAUACGGAAGUCCAUAGCGUCAUGUAGAAAAGACUUGCUAAAGCUGGUUCUUAGGGAAGACACUGCUGUUCCUAGGCCGUGCAAGGAGCUGUUCUGGAAGAUGUGCAAGACAGUUCACUUGUUCUACUCCCAGACCGAUGGAUUUAGCUCGCCGAGCGAAAUGGUGAGUGCGGUGAAUGCAGUUAUCAGCGAGCCUUUAAAGUUACAAGAGGGGCACGCACGAUUAAGCAUCUUCCUGCCCAAGAAGCUACUAGUAUAA
Triticum urartu is the source of this 2430-nucleotide messenger RNA. The record is from RefSeq and is a predicted model, not a curated record. NCBI's taxonomy places the organism in Eukaryota, Viridiplantae, Streptophyta, Magnoliopsida, Poales, Poaceae.